CUCACCUCAUCCACAUCCACAUCCCUCCCUCUCCAAAACCGCAGACGUGCACUUUGGCUGUAGCGCCACAGCCAGAAUGCCCCGUUCUCCGUCUGCUUCGCUUUCGUCUGCUCCCCGCUCACGCGGGAGAAGCUUCUCUGACGAUGAGGGACCGCCCUCGAAACGCAAGAGGUCUCCGUCCGCCUCUCCGCGCGGGCGUUCCCCGUCUCCUCCAGCGCGUCGCCGACGAUCGCGCUCGCCCGCCUCCCGUCCCGACCCAGAGGCUGACGCAAAAGGCAACGGAACAGUGGCCAAGGUUGACGAUGCGGCGCGUGCCGAGUUUGCAAAGCUCCUGGGCUCGCGCUCUGGGGGUGCCUACAUUCCUCCUGCGCGCUUGCGCGCGAUGCAGGCGGAGGCAGCGAAGGAUAAAAGCAGCCCCGAAUAUCAACGCCUCAGUUGGGACGCACUUCGCAAGUCUAUCAAUGGAAUGAUCAACAAGGUCAACGUCACAAAUAUCAAGCACGUCGUCCCCGAGCUGUUUGGAGAAAACCUCAUCCGCGGUCGUGGUUUGUUCGCGCAGUCGAUCAUGCGCGCGCAGGCUGCCUCUCUCCCAUUCACUCCGAUCUUUGCUGCCUUGGUCGCAAUUGUCAACACGAAGCUGCCUACCGUAGGCGAGCUGGUGCUCACUCGUCUUAUUUCUCAGUUCCGGCGGGCCUAUAAGCGCAACGACAAGUCAGUCUGCAUGGCGACGUCGACGUUCCUCGCCCAUCUCGUGAAUCAGUACGUCGCCAACGAGAUCAUCGCGCUCCAGAUCCUGCUCCUGUGUCUCGAACGCCCAACGGAUGACUCAAUCGAAGUGGCCGUCGCUUUCACCCGCGAGGUUGGUCUUUUCCUCGCCGAGCACGCCCCCAAGGCCAACACGAUGGUCUUCGAGCGGUUCCGCGCCGUCCUUCACGACGGAAAGGUCUCGAAGCGUUGCCAGUACAUGAUCGAGGUGUUGUUCCAGGUCCGCAAAGACAAAUACAAGGACAACCCGAUGAUCCCUGAGGGACUGGAUCUCGUGGAGGAAGAAGAGCAGAUCACCCACAGGCUGAAGCUUGAGGACGAGCUCCAGGUGCAGCAGGGGCUCAACCUGUUCAAGCCUGACCCAAACUUCCUCGAGAACGAGGCGCGAUACGACGAGAUCAAGAAGGAGAUCCUGGGCGACUCGGACGAUGAGUCUGGUUCGAGCGGCGAUGACGAGUAUUCGGACGAUGAGGACGAAGACGUCGCCCCAGACAAGGAGGGCAUUCAGGACAUGACCGAACAAAACCUCAUCAACUUGCGGAGGACGAUCUAUCUCACGAUCAUGAACUCGCUCAACUUCGAGGAAGCUGUGCAUAAGCUCCUGAAGGUGAACAUCCCUGAGGGCCGCGAGAUGGAGCUCGUCAACAUGAUCGUCGAAUGUUGCUCGCAAGAGCGCUCGUACUCCAACUUUUAUGGACUCAUCGGAGAGCGAUUCUGCAAGCUCAACCGCCUGUGGACCGACCUCUUCCAGGAGGCCUUCACGAAGUACUAUGACACAAUUCACAGGUACGAAACGAACAAGCUUCGCAACAUCGGCCGUUUCUUCGGGCACCUGCUCGCGUCAGACGGUAUCUCGUGGGCUGUCCUCCACACGGUACACAUGAAUGAAGAGGAGACAACAUCGUCGUCCCGUAUCUUCGUCAAGAUUGUGUUCAUGGAAAUCAAGGAAGAGUUAGGCAUGAAGAAGCUUGUUGAACGGCUCAAGAUCCCCGACCUCCAACCAGCCUUCGCAGGGAUUUUCCCCACGGACAAUCCGAAGAACACCCGUUUCGCCAUCAACUACUGGACGAUGAUUGGCCUAGGCGCAGUGACUGAUGACAUGAGGACGUGGUUGGAAACGGCGCCUGAGCGUCUUGCUGCCCAGGCCCAUGACAGCUCGGACAGCGACUCGUCGUCCGACCUCUCGAGCUCAUCACUGUCGAGUUCGGAUUAUUCAUCCGACGACUCGCGCUACUCGCGUCGCCGCCGCCGCCGGUACUCGUCGGACUCGGACUCGCGCUCACCGCCCCGUCGUCGGCGCUACUCUUCCGCCUCGGACUCGCGUUCUCCGCCUCCUCGCCGUCGGUACUCUUCGGCGUCUGACUCGCGCUCGCCGCCAACCCGCCGGCGCUACUCGGAUUCGCCGUCACCCCCUCCCCGUCGUCGUCACUCGGACUCGCCGUCGCCCUCUCCCCGUCGGCGUGACUCACCGUCACCUCCUCCCCGUAGGCGGGAUUCGCCCAGCCCUCCUCCACGCCGCCGCACCUCGCCGAGUCCUCCGCCACGUCGCCGCGAUGUUUCGAGGAGCCCCGCUCGUCGUGCUCGUGAUGAUUCGCGCUCCCCUAUUCCUCGCCGCGUGGAUUCUCGUUCCCCGCCAGCCCCACCGCGCCGCCGUGACUCGCGUGAUGACUCACUGUCUCCGCGUCGCUCCGUUUCCCGUUCUCCCCCGCCUCGUCGUCGUGAUCCCCGCGAUGACGCCCGUGGGAGCGGGUACACCCGCCGUUAA
Molecule: messenger RNA, 2530 nt
Organism: Cutaneotrichosporon oleaginosum
Lineage: Eukaryota; Fungi; Basidiomycota; Tremellomycetes; Trichosporonales; Trichosporonaceae
Biological process (GO): mRNA splicing, via spliceosome
Cellular component (GO): catalytic step 2 spliceosome
Molecular function (GO): protein binding; RNA binding
Source: RefSeq, a predicted model, not a curated record